This is a messenger RNA of Rotaria socialis, 1722 nucleotides long. Lineage: Eukaryota; Metazoa; Rotifera; Eurotatoria; Philodinida; Philodinidae. The record is from the annotation of a GenBank genome assembly.
AUGUCUUCACUUAAAUUACGAGCAAAUGAAACUGAUACAGAUAAAGUGUCAUUAUUCAAGCCAGAAACGCUAACAACACCAGAACUUGAAGAAAAACUACGACAAUUGAAAGAUCCAGACCACCCACCCAUUGAAUUUCGUAUUCAUAGUAAUUUGACUGUCAUCAGUAAAAUUGUUGACGAUUUCGAUUGCUUCUUAACUCGUAAUGGUGGCCAUUGCUGGAUUUUUUCUACUCGUGGCCUAUGUACUGUUGCACAAGAUGAACUUAUUUUUAUAUUUAAUGAAAAUAUUAAUAGUGCCAAUGAUAUAAUUUCUGAUCUUCUUAUUCAUAUUCAUCAAAUAUAUAUUGAUGCAACAAAAGGUACAUUUGUUCGUCAUUUGGGUUUGUCACUCUUAUCAAAUUCUUCGGUAUUUCUUGGUUCAUCAACUGCUAUGGGAUUUCUUUACGUAUCUGAUCCUACAUCACAAUAUAAUUUAUUUCCUGAAGCACCGUAUGCUUUUGGUAUUCUAAUUCAUCGAUUGGAAUUACCUACGGCUCAAUGUUUCCCAAUGAGACUUCUCCUUCGAUUAGGCUAUGAAUAUCAAAACUACCCAUGGCCAUUAUUUAGUGUUUGCGAUCGAGAUUCAAUGUUUAGUGAUACUCAACAUACAAUAAUGAGUUUACUCUGUGAUUUUCGUUCAUUUACUUAUGUAUUACCUAUAAUACGUAGUUUAACAAUUUCAGUUGGUAUUCAAGGUUCUGUAUCGAUACGUAUUCCACGCAAUCGCCAUGAUGAUAUAUUGAAAGCACUUGAGCAAAGUAGCCCACAUGCACUAAGUUUUGGUAUAAUGAGUGUCAAUCGUGAAAUACAUUCAAAACAUCUUGUUACAAUACAAAACGCUACUGAUCAACAGUAUGAAACACGUCUAUCGUCAUCCUUAAAUCCAAAUGCUGAACACAUAAGAAUCGGUGGAAAUUUUCUUGUUAUUAAUGCAAGCCUUCGUUCUCGUGAUAGUCCAUCAAGUUCACCAUUAGAUACACAAAGCAGUGGUAGCUUUUCCUUACAUAAUAAUCUUAAUGCAAAAGUAAAUGCAAUUGAAGAUGGCAUUAUGUUACAAAUCGAUGGCGAUGCACUUAAAGUACUUAAGCAAUGUUUAAAAGAAAGAAAAGACUAUGCUAUACUAGCGAAAGCGCGAUCAAUUGCUGUUGAAGAGCAACAUGAUUCAACAAAUGAAAAUGUUAUGAAAAGAAGUUCUAGUGAGCAAUUGGUAGAAUUUUUAUGGAUAGACGAUGAUAAUGAUAUUAACCGGGGAGUUCGUUCACCGAUUGAUCACUUUCCAAUGGAUGGCAUUCGUAAUUCACGAAUUCAUUAUGCUGGUCAACGUUCUUCACUAUUUCGUCUUCGUUGGACAGAUUUAUUCUUUAUUGAAUGUCUUCUAAAUAGCAAUGAAUCAUUCGACCCAACACGUCUAGCUGAUUCACUUGCUAAAGCGUUCACACAAGCAUUAACACCGUUUAUUGAUAUGCUCGUUGAAGCUAAAUAUCGUAAAUUAGGUCUACGAGUUACAAUUGAUAGAGAAAACGCUUCAUAUAUAGCCGGUUCAAAUGGUGAACAAUUACCACCAUUCUUUUUAAGUCAGCUUGAUGAUCAUAUGAUUCCCAUUGUGAUGAAGGCAUCAGACAAUGUUUCACGUUCAGCUCCAUCCCUUGUUCUUGAACUUAUAUUUUAUCUGCUUGACUAG